AUGCCACCACGCCGUCGUUAUCUGGACCUGGUUGGAUACGACCCAGGAGAAGAGAGGGAAGUCGAGACGGUUGACGAGCGCAAGCCCGCUGUUCACCCCAACUAUUUGCAAGACAGCCGGAAAGCAAGGCUCCAUUUUGUGCGUGGAGCCAGGCUCCACCGGGACGGGGAGUACAUGAAAGCUGCCAAGGCCUUCAACGAGGCUUAUUCGUUUGGAUAUGCAUCCCGCGAGGCGAAAAUGGCUCUGUGCAAGUCACUGCUGCACCUCGAAGAAAGGAACGUCAAGGCAGCGAGGCGCCACAUGACCAACGUAUGCAAAGUCAAUCCUGCAAGGCCCGAGUGCUGGUUACUUCUGGCGGAGCUCUACCUGGCCGAAGGCAGGCCCGGAACCGCUCGACGUACCCUCAUCACCGCAGACCCCUUCUGUAUCACCCCAGACAUGAAGACCAAACAUGCUCGCCUGGAAGCCUUGCUCCCGGCGGGCAUGCACAGCCUUAUCCAGACGGGCUGGGCCACUCUUCCAGUCGAGUUGCUUGUCAACAUUGGCGAAUUCGCCUUGGCGGCCAACCCCGACUAUGUCAUCACCAUGGGACGUGUAUGUUCGACGUGGCGCCGUGUGGCUUUCGGCUCUCCUAUUCUCUGGUCGCGCCUCGACCUCACAGUGGACCAUCCGGUGGCCAAAAUGAAGAAGUGGCUCGAGUUCAGCAAGCAGUCAAUCUUGGAACUCCGCGUUCCUUCGUUUGAGUACUACCGGCCCGUAUUGUGGACCGAGGCGAAGCAGGCCAAAUGGGAGGCCACGUGUGAGGCCAUCACCACCGAUCUUCUUCCUGUACUCGAGAACGUGCACAGUGUCUACAUCAACAAGCUUCCGGGUCUCUGGCGAGGCAUGUUCGGUCAGCUUCAACACUUUGAGCAACCCGGUGGCACAGGAGAGCCUCUGAUCAUUGCUUGGAUCACGGGCGGCAUAGAUGAAAGUCACCCAACGCUGAGGUCCAUCGUGGCCGACAUCGACCUUUCUAGUUCUAAAGAUCUUCCUCAAGGGUCUGCCCGUUUAGGCGCUCUUGAGACAUUCCAAGGCGUAGUUUGGAGUGUCUGCGAGUUCCUCCGCGAGUGCUCCAAAGUCAAGGUACUCAAGAUAGUGGAUUGGAACGAGAAGGGAAACGAAGUUGGCAGUAUCCACCUGCCCAAUCUCCAAGUGUUGGGCUUUGAAUAUGACGCGAAGCUUAUGGACUACAUCGAUUCUCCGAACCCGGCCUCCCUCCAAUGGCAUGACAUGCAUUGCAGCGUCGAUACGGAUGGCCCUUUCACCCGGAUGGCAGCCCGUCAAGGUCUAUCCAACCUGGUGUCUCUUUCGAUGUGUGGUGCCCCAUUGAAUGCGGCGCUGGUCAUCAAACACUUGCCCGACCUGGACAACCUCCAACACCUCCACAUCGGAGGAUGGCUUACCUAUUUGGUCGCCGACCUGACCAUCGACCCCGCCACGCUUCUCCUUCCCAACUUGAGGGCAUUGUCAAUACAGGGUAUUGACAUCGCCAGCGACCGUCUGCUGUCCAUAGUUGAAAGCCGCACCACUCGCCGCCCACACGGGGUCGCCCAGCUGCUGUGGCUCGCCUUCAAUCCCGGCUCCCAUGCACUGCCAUUCCAGACAUUCCACCAGGAAACGGACUACCAGCUCAAGACUCUCCUUCAGUAUUACGGGUGGGACAAGGACAAUCUCCGUGACCCCCUGGCCGUGUUGAACGAGAACAACACCACGUUGCCAGCAUCGGAACAAGUAUCCUCCCUUGUCGAACUGCAGGAUGCCGCAAAACAUGACACCGAAAAGCCGGAGCGAAACGAACGUGAAGAGUGGCUGGUUGCCAUGAUCAGUAAACAUGACUUGGACGUGGACGCCAGUGGGAGACGUGUCCUCCCUGAUGGGUCGGGUCGGCUCGUGGUUGCCGCUGGAAAACUUCACCGGCUCUAUGACCUGUCCGAGCAAUGGUGCCAUGAGAGAUUCAAUAAAAGUAUGGGGGAGGAACUGAGCCUAUGGGAGUCGGACUAG
Messenger RNA from Apiotrichum porosum, 2043 nucleotides. RefSeq lists its product as uncharacterized. The record is from RefSeq and is a predicted model, not a curated record. The transcript is spliced from 4 exons. The coding region runs from base 1 to 2043 and encodes 680 amino acids. Gene Ontology annotation, molecular function: protein binding. Lineage: Eukaryota; Fungi; Basidiomycota; Tremellomycetes; Trichosporonales; Trichosporonaceae.